Messenger RNA from Dicentrarchus labrax (European seabass), 5297 nucleotides. Its product is annotated as golgin subfamily A member 6-like protein 22. Lineage: Eukaryota; Metazoa; Chordata; Actinopteri; Moronidae. Gene Ontology annotation, biological process: spermatogenesis. The transcript has 29 exons. The coding region runs from base 275 to 4441 and encodes 1388 amino acids. The record is from RefSeq and is a predicted model, not a curated record.
GUCUGGACGUACAUUCCUCCGUUGUAGUGACGGCACAUAGCGACCAAGUUGUUGGAGAAGUGACGGUAAUUCACACGAAGUAACACAGAUAAUGUCUUACAUGCACUCAAAAUGCCACGCAUUUACUUUUUUCGGGUUGCUCUACAGUUGUCUAAUAAUGUAAACUAUAAGGCUGUGCAAACAUUUAACUAGAGUGACCAGCUGUGAUUAUGAGUGUUGGCUAGUUAGCUAACGUUAGCUUUUAUUUCAUAAACUGCUGACAACUUGCACAACCAUGAGCCAAAAGACAACAACAACAACAGAGUCAGGAGAAAGCCCGAAGCUGUCGGCUCAGAGAAGUGAUGCUUUGAACCUAGACGCUUUUUCAGGAGACAUAGAGCUGAAGGUUUACAUCCAGGGUCCUGGGACUGAGACAAACAACAUUAAACAACUUCUAAACGAGUUUCAAGGACUUUACGAGCAGAGGUUCAGAUGCCUGGAGCUGGACACCACCGCAACCCGAGAAGACCUGCUGCAGAGGAAAGUGAAUUUCCUGCGGUCUUAUGUCAGUGACCUCACAGACCAGAACCAGGUGCUGGUUCAGACCAUUGAGGAUCUGCAGGAGGAAACUGACCACAAGGUUUCCAACUGGGCAAUGAAGCCACACACCUCUGCUCACAGUUUGGAAGACUUGAAUCAACAAAGGACAUCCCUGGAGCAAAGUGUGUAUGCUCUGCUCCGAGAAGAAAGAUCUGAGGUGUCUGCUGUUGAUUUGAAGACUAUUUUACUGGAUGAGCUUGUUGGACCUGCAGUUCACAUCCCAGACAGUACUGCUUCCUUGGUCCAGAUUGCAUCCGAGUUAGAAGACCUGAAAAUCCAGUUGCAAACCAAGGACAUCUUCAUCUCUGAUCUGGAGAAGGAGCUCAGGGAGAAUUUCCAGCAAAAGCAAAAGACUGCAACACAGGUGCUGGAAAGUAGUGAGAGGCUGGUGCACCUGCAGAGCGAGCUCUCUUGUCUGCAGCGGAUCCAGAAAGACAACAUGAAGGAGAUUGCUGAGAAAAACAUCUGCAUCACCAAGCUGCAAGCUAACAUUCAGCUGCUGCAACAAGAGGGGGCCGACACACAUGCUCAGCUCUCCAAACUGAGUGUGAGAGCGAAGGAGCUUCAGCAGGAUGAGCUGAAGAGAAAAGAGGAGGAAUGGAGGCAAAGAGAAGAGGAACAGAGACUGAAACAUGAAAAGGAGAUUCAACAAGCAGAGGAGAGGAGAAGGCAGGAGCAACAAACAAGAGAGGAGGAGGAGUGGGUGAAGAAAGUGGAGGAGGAGAGGAAGAGGCAGGAGUGGAAGAGGGAGCGUGAGGAGGAGAGAAAGACCCUUGCUGAAGCUGUUAAAAAGUGGUCUGAGAAGGCAGCUAUUUUGAAUUCUGAGUUGAAGGUCAGCAGGAAGCAGGUGGAGCGACAGAACAGGGAGCUGUCAGAGUCUCACCAGAAGGAGGAGACGCUUCUCUCUGAGGCCGAGGCCAAAAUGGUGUCUUUGAGGUGCGAGCUCACCGCCUUAUUUGAUGGAAUGAUGGAGAAGAAAGGGGUGAGGAUAAACCAACUAACUGAAGAGCUGAAUGCAGUGACUCAAAAGAUGAAAGAGAGAGAAGAGCAUGUGAGGCACCUGGACCAGGAUGUGGUUGGUUUGCGAGCCACACAGGACUCUCUAAAGAGAACCUUGGCUAUGAAGGAGGAACACACACAACAGCUGGUCCAAGACAACACGCAGCUCAAAGAAAGCUUGGCUUCACUGCAGAGCAAACUACAAACGAGCGAGUGCAUGUUGAGUGACAUCAGUGAAUCCCUGGAUCAGGCCAAAAUCGCCCUGAAUGCGGAAAGACAGCAGAGGCAGCAGAUCCAGGACCAGUUGCACCAUGCCAACAAAGAGAUGGAGCGUCUGCGGCAGGAACUGACACAUGUGCGUCACACCAGUGAAAAGAAGAUCCAGAAGAGGGAGAUUAAGAUGUGCGUGAUGAUGAAAGAGCUCACAGAGAGUAAGAAGCAGCACUCUGAAUGUCAGAACGAGUUGCUCCGAAGAGAGAAAGCUUCUGAGAAACUGUACGAGGAGAGGGAUGAACUGAUAGCCAAGAUGGAGGACCGGGGCAGAGAGUGUGUCCACCUCAACCAGACCAAAGACAGACUGGAGGCGGAUUUGGCUCUGAGCCAUGAGAAACUCCACACCUCACACCUGGAGGUUCGAAGCAGAGAUCAGUUAAUUCUGCAGUUGAGAGCUGAAAUGAAAACAGCUGAACAAAAGCAUCAAAGGACACAGGGACAGGUGGCAGCGCUGGAGGGUGAGUUAAGCCACUUGAAACCCAAGGUCAGAGGACACCAGGAAGAGGCCUGUCAGUUAAGAGAAAAGGUCAGAGGUAUUGAGCGCCUUAAAGACCAGAAGGAGAAAGAACAACAGCAGCUACACGAUCAGCUCCGUAUUAGUCAGCAACAGGUCGAGACAUUUGAAGGGAAGCUAAAGGAGCAGGAGGUUGAGAUGGGACUUCUUCAUCAGCAGCUUAAAGGAGCCAAGGAGGAGCUGAAAGAUGCCCAGGGGCAGAAAGAAACUGCAGCCAUCUUUAAACAAAAGUACACAGCAGCAAUAGAGAAGGUGCAUAGGGUGCAAGAGCAUGUGGAACUUUUGGAUGAGGAGCUACAGUAUUCACAGCAACAGCUAAGAGAGUCCCAAUCAGCAACUCAGUCGGUGAAGGAAGAGCUAGCUGAGAUGGUGAAGCGGUACCAGGAAAAGGUUGGCCAAUGGGAGAAUGCACAGGAGGCUCUUGACCAGUUGACAGAUGAGCUCCAGGCCAAUCAGAAUCUGCUGAAGGAGAGUCAGCAAAAAGUGGACCUUCUCAAAGGUCUUAUAGGAUCACUGCAGGAACAGGUGGACACACUCAAACAGCAGAAACUGAUGUUGGAGUGUGACCUACAGCUGUAUCAGCAGAGUCAUUCUCAUUCUGACGAGGAGUAUCUCAGCCUGUUGAGACACAGACAGCAGCUGCAGAAGCGCUGUACCGAGCAGGUUGAGGGCCUUGCGGAGUGUGAAAAGGCUAUUCUUCAGAUGAAGUCAGAGCUGCAGAGACAAACCCAGGAAAAAGUGGGUCUGAAGCAAAGUCUUGUUGCGUCUCGCCGUACGCACAUCAGCAAUCGCAGCCAGCUGGAACAGGAAGUGCUAUGUUUGAAAAAGGAAGUUACACGUUUAGAGCUUGAGCUGUCAGACACCCAAAAGGUACAUGUGGCACUUCUGAGACAGUCAGAGGGGGAGCUGAAGGAGGCCAGACGAGAGGCGGCGAGAAGGAGCAACGAGGUGGGUGUGCAGAGAGGAGAGGUGCAAAGACUUCAGGAAGAGUUACAAAAGUGGGAGGAGGAGAUGAGGAGUGCCAUCAGAGAGAAACAGAGUCUCAGCAGUCACAUCAGGCGGUUGAACCAAGAGCUGGAGGAGCUACGCAGCAAGCACAAAGUGACAGUGGAGGAGUUGGCAGCCCGUGCAGAGGAGGCGAGGCGGAUGGAGGGGUGCCUGAAUGAGGGAAAGCUAGCAGAGGAGAAAAUAAGGUCAAUGGCUGUGAGGCUGGAGACGGAGGUGGCAGAGCUCAGGAGGAAUCUGCAGCAUGCUGUCGAUCACAAACUCAAGGCAGAGCGAGAGAAACAGGACGCACAGGACCAGGUGGAUACACUCCGGUCAGAGCUGGAGGGGACAUGGUCUGACAAUACAAACCUUCGCCAUGAGAGCCAGCUGGUCAUGACGAAUGUCAACAGUUGGAUUACUGAACAAAAGGCUUCCAAUGAGAGCAUCAUUGCCCAGAUGAAGGCCCAAAACAAGCUGCUGCUCAUCAUCACUGAAGAAAAAGAACAUCUUCAGGAGGCUAAUGACACAUUGAAGGCGGAGGUAAAGAGACUGAAAGAAGUGGCGGAUGAGAAGGAGAGAGACACGGAACGCUUCAAGGCCCAGAUUCGAGACCAGGGCACCCGGCAAGACGAGAGAACCAUGGAAACACAGGGUUGUGUGGCUCUAAACCUCAGCAAAAUCGAGGACAUGCAGACAAGACUGCGACACAACCUGGAGGCCAUCGGAAUGCUAAAUCAACAAUUAAACGCCCUCAGCAGGGAGAAUAAGCAGUUGCGUAGGCAGCUGGAGGAGGAGAGGUCCAUGCGACUGCUCCUUCCUCCUCCCACCUCCCAACAGCGCUCCUUCUCCCGCCCACCUCCUCCCUCCGCCUCCCUACCCUCAUCCCUCCGCCUCCCUCAUCCCCUGAACCUGGACACAGCAGCGGGAGACACUGACAGGACUGUAAACCAAACCAAGCUGAGCAGUACUAGGCUAGAGAGACCAGGUGAGUCCCAGGCUUUGGGUGAAGCGUUCUGGAUUAGGCCGCCUGGCUCUGCCUCCCUGGAAGAUGCUCUGUCUGGGAGGACAAGCAGGGAUCUGACCAAGUGAAGCCCCCUGAAGACUCUGACCUGUCAUGACUUUUUGACCUCCAGCUGCUCACCAGGGAGUGUACUCAGUAUGAGGUUAAUGUCCUGCAGGUCAAAGUCAAGUCCCUGAGUGCUUUUUGCCUGAGGGGGCCUCCAGAACCAGUGAAUGAUGGAAUUCCAUCAAAUCGAAAUCUCAAAAAUGUCUACUACAUCAUGAAGACAUUUACUCCAAGAUAUGAACAUAUUCACAUUUCUUACUUUUAAAAAAAUGAAUUGGUUGCAUCCUCAAAGUGUUGCAAUGCUCUGAGCAGUGUUGGUUUAUAACAUUUGCAAUUACUUCUUCUUUUGCAACAAAACUGUAGCACUAAGCACUAAAAUAUUGUUUGUGUCUGUACCUUUUUAAAAAUUCCAUCAGUUCUGAGAAACUAUAAUCAAUUUAAUUCCACUUAAAUGAACUAAACAGAACAAGUGACUAACUCCAAAUUCUUUAGUGUUGAUGAAUGUGUCUCACACUGGAGAUGGAAGCUGUGGAUAAAUGAGGGACGGCAGAUCAUCAGGAUCCACAGACAUACCUCAGAUGUUGAUGCGAAUGGCUAUAACACAGUCUCUGAUUAUGCUGCAGCUGUGCGCCAUGUGUCCUCCAUCUACUGCGGUGAAUGUGGCCGUGUGUCUUUAUGUGUGAGUACGUUAUGUGUCUGCGUGUUUAUGUCUCUCUGUGAGUGCUUGUGUGUGAUUGAAUGUUGAUUAUUGUAGAUGCUGUUUUAUAUUUUUGUUUUAUUCUUUAAAAACUAUUUAUUGAUCUUUUUUUCCCCUCUGUUGCUGUGUUUAAGCCCCGCGUGUCAUAAAGGUGGAAAAAUAAAAACAGAUACAUUUGUAAA